CGGAACAACAAACAAAUGUCUGACCAUUACGUUGCCAAAUUUUCUUGGGAUUGGAGCUUGUACAAAGUCGUACAGCAACCUCUGCACUCCGGGAAGUGUUGGAAUCACUGGGUUGGUUCAGCGAAUUUUAGAGUGCUUCGUGAACGGAAUGCUGAACUUUGACCUCCCAACGCAAAUAUACCUCUUCAUAGAAUUUCUCAAGGAACUCUUGCAGGAAACAGAUCCUAUUCCUGAGAUCCUUGGGGGCCUUUGUGAAACGCUUUCCUCUGUGACUGGCGUCAUUGCAAUAGACCUUGACUGCAAUUUGCUGCAAUUAGACACUCAGGCUCUGUGUGAAGACAAGAUCAAGUUAACGGUGCCCGCUACUCUCAACCUAACAGAGUGUUUUGGACAAGUGCCAUUUACAUGCAUCAGGGGAAAUGUUUUGACGGAACCGCUGCUGAAAGGAUUUACCGUAUUGUUAGCGUGCCUAACGCGUACCGUUAUAAACCUGGGCUUAGAUGGGUCGCUGGAAGAAUUGGUCUGCUAUAUUGCAGAACUUCCGUUCAUCUUGUUUGGGAAGCAGACAAGUGAUCUCGGAAGUUUGACCGACGGCCUUGUCCUCGCUCUUCAACAAAGCUUCGGCAUUCAUUGCAGCGUGUCGAACCAGAGAAAAUAAAGAAUUUAAAGCAGAGACUUUUCCGCAACGUUUGUUCAUACAAAACAUUCGCGGAAAUUUACAUUCACUUUUUUCAGUCUAAUAAGCACAAAAGCCUGAGAUGAGCAGUUUCUAACAUAAGAAACGAGCUCAGGCGUUGGCUCAGCUGUCAAACGUACCAGCCUGAAGAGCCUUGUCUUAGCGCUGGUAAACGGGCAAACGUCGGUCUUUUGUUCUCCGCACAGUGCAACAAAAUCAAUGGUCGCCCGUCGUGGAUUAGGUCAAGCGAGCAGUCAUCGCUUUAAGCUUUUGAGGUACCUGUACUUACCCACAAAGUUUCAUAGUCAGGCAUUCAAGGCUGCGACUUUCUCCACUGUGUUUGCAACGACGCAUUUUGGACACAGUUGGAAUUUUAAUUUACAUGAUGCUGUCGGCUUUAUUCCGAUAGCACGUUCGCUUUCGUAUUGUUUUUUUUUUGUUUUUUUUAAUUUUUUUAUUUUAUUCCGUUUGUUUUAUACUGUCUUGCUGUUAACAAGUGUUCUUAUUACUCAUAUGCUAUAAACAUGUUUUGAUAUUACUCUUCGCUCUCAUCUGUACUACUGUUGCUUUAAACAUUGUAUAACAUCAUAAGUGUCUUUAGCAGGAGGUCCCGAUACAGUCUUUGACUAUGGGACCUCCUUAUGUAUACUACGCACAUGCAAUUAUUUGUAAUAAUACUAAUAAAUAAAUAAAUUAUGAAAUUAUGAAAUUAUGAAAUUAUGAACCGCCCUCAUCCUUAUGUCACUCUAUCGAUUGUGCGUACGCAGCUCUUGCAUGGAGAAUUACAGUACAAUAGACUGGACCCCGCCACUCUCGUACUCGUAUUUCAAGAAUGCGGAUACCGCUCUUGAUCGGAGUCAGAGAAAGCGUACCGCAGCAGGAAGUCCAGCCAUUCACAGAACAAUCAGAUUCCGAAAAAAGGAAACACCUCAGUGCUUCUUCUCUUGUGAAGAAACGAGCCCCAGUAUAAGUUAAAUACAUUCCAGUCUGUUUCUGUUUGAUUUCCCUCAAUACGAUUCCGUGAUUAGUGAAACAA
Dermacentor andersoni is the source of this 1712-nucleotide messenger RNA. RefSeq lists its product as uncharacterized. The record is from RefSeq and is a predicted model, not a curated record. NCBI's taxonomy places the organism in Eukaryota, Metazoa, Arthropoda, Arachnida, Ixodida, Ixodidae.